Messenger RNA from Mesoplodon densirostris (Blainville's beaked whale), 3589 nucleotides. Its product is annotated as UDP-N-acetylglucosamine--peptide N-acetylglucosaminyltransferase 110 kDa subunit-like. Gene Ontology annotation, biological process: protein O-linked glycosylation. The record is from RefSeq and is a predicted model, not a curated record. The coding region runs from base 117 to 3257 and encodes 1046 amino acids. Gene Ontology annotation, molecular function: protein binding; protein N-acetylglucosaminyltransferase activity. The transcript is spliced from 2 exons. NCBI's taxonomy places the organism in Eukaryota, Metazoa, Chordata, Mammalia, Artiodactyla, Ziphiidae.
CAAAGCAGUGGUACGGCUGCUGCACUCGUGUUUGCUACCUCUAGAAACAUUCUUGCCAGUAGUGGCGGCAGCGGGACUCAAUUACCCCCUUUUUUCACUCUCUCCAGAAGCUCCAGAUGGCGUCUUCCGUGGGCAACGUGGCCGACAGCACAGAACCAACGAAACGUAUGCUUUCCUUCCAAGGGUUAGCUGAGUUGGCACAUCGAGAAUAUCAGGCAGGAGAUUUUGAGACAGCUGAGAGACACUGCAUGCAGCUCUGGAGACAAGAGCCAGGCAAUACUGGUGUACUUUUAUUACUUUCAUCUAUACACUUCCAGUGUCGAAGGCUGGACAGAUCUGCCCACUUUAGUACUCUGGCAAUUAAACAGAACCCUCUUCUGGCAGAAGCCUAUUCGAAUUUGGGGAAUGUGUACAAGGAAAGAGGACAGUUGCAGGAAGCAACUGAGCAUUACCGGCAUGCAUUGCGUCUCAAACCAGAUUUCAUCGAUGGUUAUAUUAACCUGGCAGCCGCAUUGGUAGCAGCAGGCGACAUGGAAGGGGCAGUACAAGCUUACGUCUCUGCUCUUCAGUACAAUCCUUCUUUGUACUGUGUUCGCAGUGACCUGGGGAACCUGCUCAAAGCCCUGGGUGGCUUAGAAGAAGCCAAGGCAUGUUAUUUGAAAGCAAUUGAGACGCAACCGAACUUUGCAGUAGCUUGGAGUAAUCUUGGCUGUGUUUUCAAUGCGCAAGGGGAGAUUUGGCUUGCAAUUCAUCACUUUGAAAAGGCUGUCACCCUUGACCCCAAUUUUCUGGAUGCUUAUAUCAAUUUAGGAAAUGUCUUCAAUGAGGCACGGAUUUUUGACAGAGCUGUGGCAGCUUACCUUCGUGCCCUAAGCUUGAGUCCAAAUCAUGCAGUGGUACAUGGCAACCUGGCUUGUGUAUACUAUGAGCAAGGCCUGAUGGAUCUGGCAAUAGACACCUACAGGCGAGCUAUUGAAUUGCAACCACAUUUCCCUGAUGCUUACUGCAACCUAGGAAACGCUCUCAAAGAGAAGGGCAGUGUUGCUGAAGCAGAAGAUUGUUAUCAUACAGCUCUCCGGCUGUGUCCCACCCAUGCAGACUCUCUGAAUAACCUAGCCAAUAUCAAAGGAGAACAGGGAAACCGUGAAGAGGCAGUUCGCUUGUAUCGUAAAGCAUUAGAGCUCUGCCCAGACUUUGCUGAUGCCCAUUCAAAUUUAGCAAGUGUAUUGAAGCAGCAGGGAAAACUGCACGAAGCUCUGAUGCAUUAUAAGGAGGCUAUUCGAAUCAGUCCUACCUUUGCUGAUGCCUACUGUAAUAUGGGAAACACCCUACGGGAGAUGCAGGAUGUUCAGGGAGCCUUGCAGUGUUAUACUCGUGCCGUUCAGAUCAGCCCUGCAUUUGCGGAUGCCCACAGCAAUCUGGCUUCCAUUCACCACGAUUCAGGGAAUAUUCCAGAAGCAAUUGCUUCUUAUCGCACUGUUCUGAAGCUUCAACCUGACUUUCCUGACGCUUAUUGUAAUUUGGCUCAUUGCCUGCAGGUUGUCUGUGAUUGGACAGACUAUGAUGAGCGAAUGAAGAAGUUGGUCAGCAUUGUGGCUGACCAGUUGGAGAAGAAUAGGUUGCCUUCUGUGCAGCCUCAUCAUAGUAUGCUCUAUCCUCUUUCUCAUGGCUUCAGGAAGGCUAUUGCUGAGAGGCAUGGGAACCUCUGCUUGACUAAUAUAAGUGUCCUUCAUAAACCACCGUAUGAACAUCCAAAAGACUUGAAGCUCAGUGAUGGUCGACUGCGUGUAGGAUACGUGAGUUCUGACUUUGGGAAUCAUCCUACUUCUCAUCUUAUGCAGUCUAUUCCAGGCAUGCACAAUCCUGAUAAAUUUGAGAUAUUCUGUUAUGCCCUGAGCCCACAUGAUGGCACAAACUUCCGAGCGAAGGUGAUGGCAGAAGCCAAUCAUUUCAUUGAUCUUUCUCAGAUUCCAUGCAAUGGGAAAGCAGCUGAUCGCAUCCAUCAAGAUGGUAUACAUAUCCUUGUAAAUCUGAAUGGUUAUACCAGGGGUGCUCGAAAUGAACUCUUUGCUCUCAGGCCAGCUCCUAUUCAGGCAAUGUGGCUGGGGUACCCUGGGACUAGUGGCGCACUUUUCAUGGAUUAUAUCAUCACUGAUCAGGAAACUUCACCUGCUGAAGUUGCUGAGCAGUAUUCUGAGAAACUGGCUUAUAUGCCCCAUACUUUCUUUAUUGGUGAUCAUGCUAAUAUGUUCCCUCACCUGAAGAAAAAAGCCGUCAUCGAUUUUAAGUCCAAUGGGCACAUUUAUGACAAUCGGAUUGUGCUGAAUGGCAUCGACCUCCAAGCGUUUCUUGAUAGUCUAUCAGAUGUGCAAAUAGUCAAGAUGAAAUGUCCUGAUGGAGAAGACAACGCAGACAGCAGUAAUACAACUCUUAAUAUGCCUGUCAUUCCUAUGAAUACUGUUGCAGAAGCAGUUAUUGAAAUGAUUAACAGAGGACAAAUUCAGGUUACAAUUAAUGGAUUCAGUAUUAGCAAUGGACUGGCAACUACCCUGAUCAACACUAAGGCUGCCACUGGAGAGGAGGUUCCCCGUACCAUUAUUGUAACCACACGUUCUCAGUACGGGUUACCGGAAGAUGCCAUUGUGUACUGUAACUUUAAUCAGUUGUACAAACUUGACCCAUCUACUUUGCAGAUGUGGGCAAAUAUUCUGAAGCGUGUUCCCAAUAGUGUACUGUGGCUGUUGUGUUUUCCAGCAGCAGGAGAAGCUAAUAUUCAACAGUACGCACAAAAUAUGGGCCUUCCCCCGAACCGUAUCAUUUUUUCCCCUGUUGCUCCUAAAGAGGAACAUGUUCGGAGAGGCCAGCUGGCUGAUGUCUGCUUGGACACUCCACUCUGUAAUGGACACACCACAGGGAUGGACGUCCUUUGGGCAGGGACCCCCAUGGUGACUCUGCCAGGAGAGACUCUUGCUUCCCGAGUUGCAGCUUCCCAGCUCACUUGUUUAGGCUGUCUUGAGCUGAUUGCUAAAAAUAGACAAGAAUAUGAAGAGAUAGCUGUGAAACUGGGAACUGAUGUAGAAUACCUGAAGAAAAUUCGUGGCAAAGUCUGGAAGCAGAGAACAUCUAGCCCUCUGUUCAACACCAAACAAUACACGAUGGAACUAGAGCGGCUCUAUCUACAGAUGUGGGAGCACUAUGCAGCUGGCAACAAACCUGAUCACAUGAUUAAGCCUGUUGAAGUCACUGAGUCGGCCUAAAUAAUGACUGUGUGCCCAGGAGAAUUACCCCUGUAGCUGAGCCUCAGCCUUCUGGGGGAAAGGGAACUACUUUUUCAAUAUCAUGUUGCAGAUGGGUGACACACAAUGAUAAGAAAUAGCACAGCCAGACUUGCUUCCUGCAUGAUCAUGACAGGGAGAGACACAAGAGAUGGGAAACUGCUGUUCCACAAGGAGAUUCCAUCGAAUUUUGCCGCAGCCAGGUGUCUGGAAGGUCUGGAAGGUGAGUCCUGUUCUUCCUUUUUCUUUCAGCAGAAAUGAAAUUCCAGGUAAGUAUAAGUAUUCAAAUAUUUGAUCAGUAAUUCACAGUUAUC